This is a messenger RNA of Lutzomyia longipalpis, 894 nucleotides long. RefSeq names its product tax1-binding protein 3 homolog. The transcript has 2 exons. The record is from RefSeq and is a predicted model, not a curated record. The coding region runs from base 169 to 540 and encodes 123 amino acids. Gene Ontology annotation, molecular function: protein binding. Lineage: Eukaryota; Metazoa; Arthropoda; Insecta; Diptera; Psychodidae. Gene Ontology annotation, biological process: neurotransmitter receptor transport, endosome to postsynaptic membrane; neurotransmitter receptor transport postsynaptic membrane to endosome. Gene Ontology annotation, cellular component: postsynaptic density; adherens junction; postsynaptic membrane.
AUGUUGGCUUCCAUGCUCUCUCUGACUUUAUGCUCUGUGCUUUUUUUGCUACAUAGAGAGGGUGUUGUUUAGUCACGGGCGAAUUCUUUGUAAAUUGCGGAGCCUCGGUGGAUGAUUAAUCGCGCGAAUUGAAUUAGCACCACAGCGAGAAAAUAAAUAAACGCAAUCAUGGCGAAGAUGGCUUUCCAGCAUCAGGCGGGCACGGCGAUGGAGUGCCUUAGCAUCCCGAUUACCCUGCACAAGGAGCAGGAUGUGGACGAGGAGGGGCGUGAAAUACUCAAGUGUGGCUUCAAAAUUGGCGGUGGUAUUGAUCAGGAUUACAAAAAGAGCCCUCAAGGCUACACAGACAAUGGCAUCUACGUGACGGAAGUGCACGAGGGGAGUCCAGCAGCAAGAGCAGGUCUCCGGAUUCAUGAUAAAAUCCUCCAGUGCAACGGCUACGACUUCACGAUGGUCACGCACAAGAAGGCCGUGAGCUACAUCCGGAAGAAUCCGGUACUGAAUCUCCUUGUUGCCCGCAAGGGAGUCACUUCAACGUAAAUUUCGUGCCACAUUUCACCCCUUAAAGUAUCCUUUUCCCCUUUUUCAAUGAAACUCCUUCCUCGGCAACUGCGGGUACCUUUCCCCCAACUCCCCAAAUAGGCUACCUCUACAUCCUACUCCUACAGCCUACAAUCUGCCAAAUCGGUAGGGCAACAACCACACAACAAAUACCUUACUCUAAAGACGUUCUACCGCAUCUCCGGAGUAUUUGCAGCACUUUUUACAAUCAUCAUUCCAAAUAUAAUUAAACUACAUUUUUGCAUUUUUUGUGAUAAGAGAUUUUUUAUGAGAAUGUACGAUUAUUAUUGAUUUUACAUACGAUUUAAAUACAUGUUUUCACAUGCCAAGAAA